Molecule: messenger RNA, 846 nt
Organism: Trichoderma virens Gv29-8
Lineage: Eukaryota; Fungi; Ascomycota; Sordariomycetes; Hypocreales; Hypocreaceae
Exons: 2
Source: RefSeq, a predicted model, not a curated record
CUACCUCGCCUCCCUCCUACUCGGCCGAAUGUCUUGACCCCAUCGCCGUCAACCGAAGUUUUAGCCUUGGCCGGCUCCCCGUUCUUUGAGAAGCUGCCGGCGGAGCUGCGACGCGAGAUACUCCUCAUAGCCUUUGGAGACAGCACGGUGCACAUGGACCUGUCAUUUGUACACCCUUUCGCCCCUCAGAAACCUGGAGAGCGAAAUACCCGCCACGCCGGUAUCGAUCCCUGCUGCAUCUAUAAUACCAGAGCACCCAAAUCUUGGCAGUGGUGGAGCUCUGUGUGUCAUCGUGUUAUGCCUGAUAAUGAAAAGUGUUUUUUCCGCAGGUCUAACCCUGAUCAUCCAAAGCUGGGGGAUGACCGUUGUCGUUAUGGAGAGGCACUUUACUGUCAAAACCAGUGUGGGCUAUAUCCAUCCAAGUGCAAGAUUGGGAUUAUGGGAUGGCUGUUGUCUUGCCGCCAGGCCUACGUGGAAGGAAUCGACGUGCUUUAUAGAACAAACACUAUUCACAUGUCGGGUCCAGCUCUCAUUCUAAAUCUCCCUCAGCUAUUACCACCCCAAAGACUCGCUGAUAUUACGUCGCUUGAGGUUAUCUGCCCGCUCAAACCACGCAGAGGCGAUUUUGACACAAUCCCGGAAGUACGCCCUCUAGACAAUUAUCUCACUGCAUUGGGCUCCAGUUUACCAAACCUCACCCGACUAUUCCUAGCCCUCAAGACAAACCGGUGCAUCCCUUAUCCCAUGAAUAUGCAGAGCGUCUUCGAGCUUCUUGACGCAUUCGCCCUUAAGGCAGGUCUCAGAGAGUUUACCGUGUCGUCUUCAUCUAGUGUAUUCACGCCGCUU